This is a messenger RNA of Xylaria bambusicola, 1709 nucleotides long. RefSeq names its product PCI domain-containing protein. Lineage: Eukaryota; Fungi; Ascomycota; Sordariomycetes; Xylariales; Xylariaceae. Gene Ontology annotation, cellular component: COP9 signalosome. The record is from RefSeq and is a predicted model, not a curated record. Bases 483 to 1382 code for a protein of 299 amino acids. The transcript has 2 exons.
GGGCCGAUGGGUACAUCCCACACUGACCCGCUAAACUACAACCCCGCGUUACGGACUAGAUAGCUGGGUAGACCUGGGUCUGACCUGAAGCUCAAACAACUGUGAGACCAGAAAACGUGAAUCUACAAACGCCAGCUCCUCUUGCUUGACCACUUAGCCGACCUACCCAGUUUCAACUGCACUGACUGUCUGAUUUUUGGUGCGUCUGUUGCCAGUCGAACCAGCCCUCACGAGUGUUUGGGAUUCCGCCUUCGCAACAGCUUCCCUCCCUGGAUAUCGACAGCCAACCAGGAAAUAGCCCCGGUCACAUACAUCAUCAACGCCGUUUCGUUUCCUUACCGUUGCAUUCUACGAGGCUGCCGAUCUAAAGCUUAGCAGCGGUGCUAGCCUCGUAAAGUCGGCUUUCGGGGAGGCUGAUACGAGCCGGGAUCGGCCUAAUACGGACAAUAGGCAAAACACAUACCUAAUAUCUAUUGAUCAGUAUGGAGCAAACCAAGGCUCUCAACGCCCUAGAGCCUUUCCUCGCUUUGAGCAAGUCGGCAACUGGCCCACGGGCAGCCGCUGACCUCAUAACCCAAGCGACAUCCAACUCCAACACAUAUGUCUUCGCUGAGCUCCUGCAAACGCCACAAAUACAAGCUCUCGCACAAUCACCAGACUAUGCCUCGCACCUGAAGCUCCUUGAGAUCUUCUCGUACGGCACAUAUGCCGAUUACACAUCAACAACGAACCUCCCGCUGCUCAAUGAUGCCCAGAUCCUGAAGCUACGGCAACUCUCCCUCCUCACGCUCGCGAAGGACCCGCACAAUCUGAGCUAUGCCGCACUACAACAGAGUCUCUCCCUCCCAGACUCCCGGGCCGUUGAGAACCUUAUUAUCAGCGCCAUAUACGCAGGAUUAGUAGACGCCCAACUCGAUCCCCGCAACGGUCUCGUACGGACCUCCUCGGUCUCACCCCUGCGGGAUCUAGCACCAGGCUCGAUCCCAUCAAUGCUAAACACUCUCCGUGAGUGGUCAGGACGCUGCACCUCAACACUAGAGGAUCUGGAGGUGCAGAUCGCGAGCAUGAAAGCAGCCGCAGCCAAGCGCCACGCCGACAAGAAGGCGUUAAUCGAGCAGACAGCAAAACUAAUCGAGGAAGAGAAGAAUGCCGAGCAGGGACUUCACACGCAGCGCCAAGGAGCCAUACUCAACCGGGCGUUGACGAGGAUGCAAGGGCAGAGAUUCAACAAGCGAGGUAGCGGAAGUCUCGAAGCAAACGCCAUUGACGACGAGGCCAUGGAGGUCGACGAGGAAGAGCCCGAUGACGGCGAGGGCGGAGGCAGUGCUGGCGCCGCGUUAGGCGGACCAGGAAAGAAACGAGCUAAUCGCCGGAAGCUAUAGAAAACCAUAAUGCAGUGGUGGAAUAGUGCAAAGCGAUGGGGGCGAAGAAAGACAUUGGCCGUAAUCUCCGGUUAUACAGGAUGGAUGCCGAAGAAGACAGCUACGUAUCCGACUAACACACUGGCAGUUGACGGACCCGGGUAAGCUCGAAUAUCCUUGAGAGGUGAGGAUAGUGCCAUGGCAUACCGGACAAACACUCUUAGACAGUAGCUAUGAGCGAUGAAGAUAUGACAUUGGCAGGACACCUGGCCGUCAAGUAGAGUUACAGUCAGAUAUCUAGCGUCAGAGACAAACAGCACAAUGAUCAAUCACUAUUACGUCCAGACC